Molecule: messenger RNA, 1264 nt
Organism: Musa acuminata subsp. malaccensis (wild Malaysian banana)
Lineage: Eukaryota; Viridiplantae; Streptophyta; Magnoliopsida; Zingiberales; Musaceae
Molecular function (GO): hydrolase activity
Source: RefSeq, a predicted model, not a curated record
UUACAAACGUACACCAAAGCUGUCUUUAAUGGAAAAGAAAAAGUCUCCCUUUAGAAAAUCCAAAGCUUAUCAUCGGAAAGACCAGAACACUUUUGUCGGACUUCAGGGCAGGAGAGGGCGAGAAGAUGGAAGGGAUCAGCCAUCGUACCUUGCUCGUGAACGGCGUCAACAUCCACGUGGCCGAGAUGGGCGAAGGCCCCGUGGUCCUCCUCCUCCAUGGCUUCCCCGAGCUGUGGUUUUCCUGGCGCCACCAGAUCGUCUCCCUCGCCGCCCGCGGCUACCGCGCCGUCGCCCCCGACCUCCGCGGCUUCGGCGACUCCGACGCCCCUCCUUCCAGCUCCGUGUACACCGCCUUCCAUGUCGUCGGCGACCUCGUCGCCCUCAUCCAGGCCCUCGGCCCUGACCAAGUGUUCGUGGUGGGUCACGACUGGGGGGCGUAUAUGGCGUGGUGGCUGUGCAUCUUGCGACCGGACAUGGUGAAAGCGCUGGUGAAUCUGAGCGUCGCUUACGCUCCGCGGAAUCCCGGUCGGAGACCAGUGGACGCUUGUAGGACAAUCUUUGGGGACGACCACUACAUCUGCCGCUUCCAGGAACAUGGAGCAAUGGAAGCUGAAAUUGCACAGAUUGGUACAACCUUGUUUAUGAAAAAGUUCUUGACAUACCGCAAGCCAGCAGCUAUUAAUAUACCCAAGGAUAAAGGACUUGAAGUUUCCCUUGAAACUCCAGUUACUUUGCCUUCAUGGCUUUCAGAAGAAGAUAUAAACUAUUUUGCUAGCAAAUUUGAGAAGUCAGGCUUCACCGGAGGAUUGAACUACUAUCGGUGCCUGAACUUGAACUGGGAGCUCUCAGCACCUUGGACUGAGGUCCAAGUAGACGUACCUGUGAAGUUUAUUAUUGGAGAUCUUGAUUUAACGUACCACACGCCAGGCAUCCAAGACUACAUACACAAGGGUGGCUUCAAAAGUGCGGUUCCAUUUCUUGAAGAUGUUGUUGUGAUGGAAGGAGUCGGUCACUUCAUCAACCAGGAGAGGCCACACGAGGUUUCUGAUCUCAUUUAUCACUUCAUCCACAAGUUCUAGGUAGGUGUAGUCGUAUGCAAAGGACCAUGAAUAAAUGGCUCGAUGGUGAAAAAGAUUACGUGGUAAAAGAAUCGACCCUAGUUUAGAUUUAGGGAUUUUACUGUAUGAAUAGAUAAUUUUUUUUUGUGUUCAACUAAAAACACAUUGUUUUUAAUUAAUCUUUUAAAAUAUUGAUAAUUGUCACA